AUGUCGACUCUCCCAAAGAUCGUAGUAAUUGGCGGAACGGGCGCCCAGGGCGUUCCAGCAGUACAAGCAUUGUCAGAGAGUGGCAGGUUCGAAGUAGUUGUUCUUACUCGCAACAAGUCCAGCGAGUCCGCACAGUCUCUCGCGUCUCUUCCCCACGUUUCCCUAUUCGAAGGUACCUAUCUCAAAGAAUCCGACGUAUGGGCUCUGUUCAAGGACGCCUAUGGAGCCUUCGUUAACACCGACGGAUUUGUGAUUGGCGAGAAGGCCGAGAUUUUCUGGGGCAUGCGGAUCUUUGAGAUCGCUGUGGCUCAGGGCGUGAAGCACUACGUUUGGGGCAACCUGUAUUACCUGACUAAGCUCGGACACUACUAUCCUAAGUACCGGAGUGGACACAUGGACGCCAAAGCCCGAGUUGCCGAAUGGCUCCUCGCUCAGAAGCUGCCGAAUAUCACAGUCACCCUCUUCACCACGUGUCCAUAUGCCAACAUGUUCUGGGACGGCAUGUUCCAUCCUAUCAAGAUGGAGGACGGGUCGUUCGUCUUCCACUCGUCCAUAGGGAACGGUCAUCUUCCGCUCAUCGCGCUAGAAGACGUGGGUACAUAUGUUCAGUGGAUAUUCGACAACAAGUCCCGAGCUGACAACCUCGAUCUCGUCGCUGUGACCGACAUCCCGGACUAUCCGACCAUCAUCUCUGCUUUCGAGAAAGUGACGGGGAAGAAAGCGCACUGGGUCGACCUGCCUUACGACGAAUACGCGGCGAUCCGCCAGCUCAAGGAUGACGUGCCUGCUGCGUGGGCGCACGGAUCGGGAGAGUAUAAUGACCCUGCGGGGAUGAGCCUCAAGGCCAAUUUUAGUGGAUGGUGGCAGUCUUUCCGGGAUGAUACAUUCGGGUGGGACAAGGUAGACACUAAGCUCUUGGAUGAGAUCAACCCCGGAAGGAUUAGGAGCUUUGAGGAGUGGUGCAGGAAGGUGGGGUACAAUGGUGAGAACAGGAUCGUGCUGAAGGAUAGGAAGGACAAGAGCUUUUGGGAGCGGGUUUGA
Dacryopinax primogenitus is the source of this 1041-nucleotide messenger RNA. RefSeq names its product NADP-binding protein. Lineage: Eukaryota; Fungi; Basidiomycota; Dacrymycetes; Dacrymycetales; Dacrymycetaceae. The record is from RefSeq and is a predicted model, not a curated record. Bases 1 to 1041 code for a protein of 346 amino acids. The transcript is spliced from 4 exons.